AAACAAACCCACAAAAUAUGUAUAACGUUUUAAGCGGGAUUUUGACUGCACUUGUAGUAUAAACACCCUGACUUAACUGUGAUUGGAGAUCCCUGUGUACAGGGAUGUACGGAGAUUUUCCGAAUGUCUGUGACCCAGGCUAAGCUUCUCAGGGACUGCAACGAUGCCAUUAUAAGCCCUAUCUUCAAAGAGAGCAACAGGCAAUUGAUAUCUAACUACCGGCCGGUAAGUCUGACAUCCAUAAUAGCAAAGGUAUUGAAAACAAUUAUAGGGGACCAGCUAUUACCUCAUGUGGAAAAAACAUGGCUUGCUGGUGAUUGAAUGGCAUGGAUUCCGACCGGGACGAUCCUGCCUGACAAACCCACUGUUGGUGUUAUCUACUCUCACUCGCAGUGUGGUAAUUCAAAUAUGUCCUCCCCUGAUGACCUAAAGAAUUAUUUGAGGACAGCACUCAAUGACGAUGGGUUUCUUAACGAAGUUAAAGCGGACAUUUUAAAGAAGAUUUUUGAGAAAAUCAAAAGUCAAUUACCUGAAAUAAAGACCUCACCUGCUUCAGAUAUACACUCAAAUGUGAAAUUAAUAAUUAAUGAAUUAAUUCUUGAGUAUCUAAACUUUGAAAGUUUGUCAUUUAGUGAAUCCGUCUUUCGUACAGAAUCUGGUCAUGGAAACGUUCACAGUUUACCUAGACGAUUUCUAUGUCAAGCUUUGCAGAUAAAGCCUACUGUCAAUAUUAAAUCUCUUACAACACAGAAUCCAAGUAGUGAAUCGAAUGCCACCAAAUCGCCUAAUGAAUUAAUUGAACAACCAAUUCCACUACUUUACUACAUUGUACAUUACCUCAUGGUAAAUGGUUUAGACAAGACGCAUAAUCAUAAAUCAGAUUACAAUGCUAUAUCCCAAGAAAGCAGAUCAAUCAAUUCUCGAUUAAUGAAUAAUUACAGUACUACUGCUAGUAAUAAUGACUUAGGGAAAAUGACUAGUACUGCCCCAUUAUCAUUUAAUCAGAAUUUCUCUUCUUCUUCUUCUUCUCCUCCUCCUCUUACUGCUCAUCAUCAUUAUCAUCCAGUUUCUUCUCAGGAAAAACACAUCCAUUUUGACCCUGAACAUGUAUCGAUUUAUGAAGAUCCAUGUGUAAAUCAUGCAUCAAAUUGUACAAAUUCUGAAUCUGAUUUGUAUUAAAUCUUAAUUUGCAUAAAUUGUGUAUAUUCAUUCUGAAAUUAGCGUAAACUCUGAAAAGAUGUAGGAUCUCAUGAACCCUUCAGGCAGCAACUGGGCAUUGUUUGAGAUGGUUCUCCC
Molecule: messenger RNA, 1296 nt
Organism: Trichobilharzia regenti
Lineage: Eukaryota; Metazoa; Platyhelminthes; Trematoda; Strigeidida; Schistosomatidae
Source: the annotation of a GenBank genome assembly